Messenger RNA from Chelmon rostratus (copperband butterflyfish), 1361 nucleotides. RefSeq lists its product as uncharacterized. The transcript has 7 exons. Bases 91 to 1224 code for a protein of 377 amino acids. Gene Ontology annotation, cellular component: membrane. Lineage: Eukaryota; Metazoa; Chordata; Actinopteri; Chaetodontiformes; Chaetodontidae. The record is from RefSeq and is a predicted model, not a curated record.
AGGAAGAGGAAGGAGAACAGCUGUGUCUCACACAGCCAGGCUUCGGUCACAUCAGCAGCAGCUCUGCAGCUCGAAGGUUUUCAUGUGAAGAUGCUCAGUUUCAUGAUCUUCUGUCACGUCUGGCUCCUGCACACAGUUCAGAUCCGCUGCAGAGAAAACUCCACAGCAGUGAUCCGGUUUUCAGUCCCGGAGGACCACCACGUCAGCCUGCGGUGUGGCGGCUCUGACGUCUCCGAUGUGGUCUGGACUCAUCAGAGCAGGAGUGUCGCGGUGACCCGACAGGGCGGAUACGAGACCAACGUGGACCCCCGCCGGUACCUUCUGCUGCCUGACGGCAGCCUCCGCCUCCUGCGGCUGGAUGACUCCGACGGCGGAGAGUAUCACUGCAACCAGCAGCUGGUGGCCGAGCUGCAGGUGCUGACAGGUCAUCACUUCACGGUGUCUGCAGGCCGGACGCUGCUGCUCCCCUGCAGCAGCUCCUCCAAACACAGACUGAGGUGGUUUCAUCGGCGGGAAGGAGGGAGGCGGGAGCUCAUCUUCACCUGGUUCAGAAACGGUACGAUGAAACCAGAGAGAGAGGGGAGCCGGCUCGGCUAUGAGAACGACGCCCUGCAGAUCCAGGACCUGCAGCUGGAGGACGCUGGACAGUAUCAGUGCAACGGAAAGGUGUGGACCAGAGUCACCGUCCUGACAGUGCAGCCGGAGCCAGAGCCAACCAGCAUCCAGCAAACCACCAGUGCAACUGCAACACCUGCUGUGAUGCAAACAGACGUGGGUGAAGGGAAGACGGAGGAGAAGACGAGGCCUGAGAACGCUCUGCUCAUACUGGCUGUUGUCGGUUUGGGGUUAAUGAUCCUCCUCAUGGCCGCUGUCUGUGUGUUACUGACCAGCAUGAAGUGCAGGAGGAAGAAGAAAAGCCCGUGUGCAGCAGCUCCACAGACGCACGAGGACAGCGAGCUGCAGCCGUGGAAGCCGUCCUGCAGACAGCCAGGUAACAGCACCCUCAGAUCUGCGCCCGGGCCUGUUUCCACCUUAAAUACACCUGUCGCCUGUCUCUCCGCAGAGUGCGAGGUCCAUGAGGGUCCGUCCCUGCAGGAGGAGACGAUCCAUUAUGCCUCUCUGGGGCGGCAGAACUGGAGGGAGAGACCCAGCAGGACUCCACCGGAUCAGAACCACCACCAGGUCAUCUACUCCUCUGUCAUCACCAGACCCGCCGCCAAAUAGGACUGCGUCCUGUUGCCGCCGCCCAGCAGCCGUGCAACGAAACGUUAGAUAUGAAACCACGAGAGGUCGUUCGUGAUGCUAACUGCACGUGUAAAUGCUCUUUGCUAAAGUAAACACACACAUGUGACUGACACAGA